AGAAGAGAGAAACAGAACAGCGCAGAGUGACGAGAAAAAAAAUCUGAUUCGGGCAUUGUAGAGAAAAAGUGUGCAAAUUUUAAUCAGUCUAGCAUAUUUGGUGUUAAAUUUGGUUUUGAAGUAGCAAACACAAACAAGUAGCUUGCUAGUGGUAUAGGAUACGCAAAUUAGUUCCCAGUUUUAGGUGUUUUGUAGUUUGUUUUAAUCGAGUUUGUUUCCCCAAGGUUGAGCAGUUGGUCCCAGCAUUUCAAUGAGUAAGAUGACCAAGAACAAGCUCAAUCUAACUUUGCCUCCGGGCUCGGUGGAUGUGCCGGCCGGCCAGGUGACUACCCCGACUCCAUCCUUCAAAACUCCCUCCGGCACGGAGUACGUCAUCGGAAAGCACAAUCUGCUGGGAAAGGCGAAAAACAGCAUCGAUGCGUUAACGGAAACCCUGGAGGAGCUGGAGAUAGAUGAGAAUGCUCGGAAGAGAAUCAAAGUUUUUCUCAGCCAGAAGGAAAAGAUUGGUGAGCUAAGCGAUGAGGAUCUGGAGAAGCUGGGCGAGCUGGGAUCCGGAAAUGGUGGAGUCGUGAUGAAGGUCAGACACAUUCCGACGCAGCUGAUAAUGGCCCGCAAGCUGAUUCAUUUAGAAGUGAAACCCGCAAUUAAGAAGCAGAUCAUCCGGGAGUUGAAGGUGCUGCACGAUUGCAACUUUCCGCACAUCGUUGGAUUCUACGGGGCAUUUUAUAGCGACGGAGAGAUUAGCAUCUGUAUGGAGUACAUGGAUGGCGGGUCGCUCGAUCUGAUAUUGAAACGUGCGGGACGAAUCCCGGAACCGAUUCUAGCCAAAAUAACGUGCGCCGUACUGAAAGGUUUGAGUUACCUGCGAGACAAGCACGCCAUCAUGCAUCGUGACGUGAAGCCAAGUAAUAUCCUGGUGAACAGCAGCGGAGAGAUUAAGAUUUGCGACUUUGGCGUGUCCGGCCAGUUGAUUGAUUCGAUGGCGAAUUCGUUUGUCGGCACCAGAAGCUACAUGUCGCCAGAACGCCUUCAGGGCACACACUAUUCAGUUCAGUCGGACAUUUGGUCGUUGGGACUGUCACUGGUGGAAAUGGCCAUCGGGAUGUAUCCUAUUCCACCGCCAGAUGCUAAAAUGUUGGAUUACAUAUUCCACGACAAGGGAGAUGACAGUUCGCCCGGUCAGAAUAUCAUCGAAGCGAAACCGAUGGCCAUUUUCGAACUGCUCGACUACAUCGUCAACGAACCGCCACCCAAACUGGAGCACCACUCUUUCUCGGAACGGUUCAAAGAUUUCGUUGAUCGGUGUUUGAAAAAGAAUCCUGAAGAACGGGCCGAUUUGAAAACCUUGAUCAAUCACGACUGGAUUAAAAACAUCGAGCAGGAGGAUGUGGAUAUCGCCGGGUGGGUGUGCAAAACGAUGGAUCUGCUCCCUUCGACACCGAAGCGGAAUGCAUCCCCAAACUAAAAAAACAGAACCAUCGGAGCGUGAGACGCGUACUUGUUUCUAAUGUCUCGUGGAAGGUCAUCCUGAACAUUAUUUACAUUGGUUUGGUGUGGUCUGUCACAUAAGUGUGCAACUUACUAUCUUUAUUCAACGUGGUAGACUUAAAAAUACGAGGGCUCCUUGGAAAUCUCCAAUUCACAGUUUCUCUCUUUAAAAAAACACAUGAUAAUAUUAAUAACAUUAAUCUGUAAGCUGUGUAAAAAGUGCGAGUGAUUGUGAGUGAGAUUUUUGUUUUUAACUCUUUCAACGCUUUCAAUUUGCUUAGUUUUAAAAUUGUCAAACCUGUCUACAGUGUAGAUUUUAUUAUUAUUUUACUGCUUGAAAGUUGAAAGUAUUUCAUGUUGCAGUCGCAAUCACCCCGGGUUCCGUUUCGUUACUAGAACUGUAUGUUCCCGAAUUCGGCAAACCAGAUUGUAUAGCGCAUCUCACGUUAGGAUUGUUUUAAACUAGUAACUCAUUUGCAGCAAACAACUGAAAGUUUACAGUAAUCUGUGCAAUGAAAUGAAGAGGAAUCUGUAUCUUACAACUAAUACAAUGUAACAACGCAUUCCGACACUAACAAAUUAUAGGCAAUAUAUCAAACAAAUAAAAAGUGAGUUCCGUGAAGCGAACGAAUGAUUGAUUGGCACAGAUGAACCAACUCUGUGAGAGUUUAUGCAGCCACGCACUCCUUGGAACAGCGAACUUAUCCUGUGUAGUUAACUCAUACUCAUUCUGGUGAAUUGAAAAUUCAUCGAAAAUGUCGACGAUUUCAUCACUAUCGGGACGGACGGCAAAUGUUUGGCGUGGCUCAACCAGAGCCCGGUGGCGUCCACUGUAUUAAAAGUAUUUUAAAUUACCA
Messenger RNA from Malaya genurostris, 2345 nucleotides. RefSeq names its product dual specificity mitogen-activated protein kinase kinase dSOR1 (gene Dsor1). Gene Ontology annotation, biological process: protein phosphorylation. The record is from RefSeq and is a predicted model, not a curated record. Lineage: Eukaryota; Metazoa; Arthropoda; Insecta; Diptera; Culicidae. Gene Ontology annotation, molecular function: protein kinase activity; ATP binding. Bases 251 to 1465 code for a protein of 404 amino acids. The transcript is spliced from 4 exons.